Messenger RNA from Penicillium vulpinum, 2496 nucleotides. RefSeq lists its product as uncharacterized. Lineage: Eukaryota; Fungi; Ascomycota; Eurotiomycetes; Eurotiales; Aspergillaceae. The record is from RefSeq and is a predicted model, not a curated record. Bases 1 to 2496 code for a protein of 831 amino acids. The transcript has 2 exons.
AUGAGCGCAAAUUUACCGAGCUCUGGGCCCUCUGGGGAGCCUGGCAGGACAGGAUCCGUCAAGCGGGCCAGACAGAUGCUCGAUGCCGGCGUGCGUCCAGAACGGGCCUCACCACCCCAGCAGAUGAGAAAUCCGCCUGUCCCCAGGAAUAUCUCUCAUCAAACACAAUGGCCUCUUCCUGAUUCUGGUCUCCCACCGCACCCGAUCAGUCAACGUCUUGGGUAUCUAACCCCCCCUGGUCCUCCGCGUGUCCCUCCACCCCAGAGACCACCUCAUCCGAGUGAAAUCCCUUCGGCGUCCAUUUACUCAGAACAAGAUGGACAAGUCUCAGAGAGGAGUUUGGGCCCGAACCCAAGACCUCCUCGAUCCUUCUCACAACUUCAGCCCCCUCCGCUGGUGCAGUCACGCCAGCCGAUAAAUGAUGCCCCGGCUAGUCCCACCAGCACAAUUGAUAUGACUCCUCGAAUAUCGAUUGCGACAGAUGAUUUGUUCAGACAGUCAGUGGCUUCAUCGACGCCCUCUGUUCCUGAUGUACCUCGCUUUCCGCCUAAUUUCCCGCCGCCCGAGUCCCGUCUUGAUCAGGACGAUCCUAGGCGCCGGAUGGUGGGUCUUGUCGCACCGCCCAAUGCGCGACGGCCUCUCCGACCUGGUCAAUCAUCUGUUUCGCCCAUUCCAGAAGAAUUCGUCGACUCUCGCUUUACAAAAUGCUCUGUCGCGUCGAGCCGAGCCAUCCCCUCGAGUUGGGGAUCCGGUCCCGCUGAAUCCGAGAUUCCAGGGGCAUAUCUUGACAUGGAUUCAGACGAUGAACAACGAUCACCAGGCUUCCAAGAGGACAAUGCCAGUCUUGUCCGAAGUGCCAGUCUUGGAAAGCGAGGAAAGCCAACGAUGCGUACCAUCCUCAAAUCCAACCCUACUUCGGUUAUAGACAUGCCAGCACCCACCCAGGAGGAAGCUGCCAAGGGCACAGCAGUACGAUCUUUCGGGAUGGGAGCUGCUGCAAACCAGAUGCUCCAUCGACCAAGUCAAUUACGAAAAUUGUCUACUUCUACAGCAUCAAAUGAAUCACUGAACAGCGCGGACCCAGAAAAGCCACCUUUUCCCCUGCAGUAUGACUCGCCCUCCGAUGCACGGCUCGAAAAAGAGCUCGAGGCCUUGGGAGACCUUCCCCAAGCUGCACCAACAAUGAGUGACAAAAGGCCUGGCGGUCGCAAGCCUCCUGCUCUAAAUAUGCACGCGUUGCGGGAUGCAGAGGCCCGUGGGAGCCUUUCCAGCCUCACUGAUUUGAUUCGGAGGGCGACGAAGCUCGCGUCGAACCUGGAUCAUGGGAGAACCGCCAGCCGAGCUGAUCUGGCUGGUGGUGGUGAGGCAGAGUUUAGGGCUGGGAUGGGAAACCAACCACGCAACUCCGGCUCUCUAUCUGACAUGCUCGCCUCCUUCCCCCCGCCGGGUUUGGCGACACCCGAAGGCCGCGCAUCAUGGCCUGUUUUCUUUGGACGCUCGAACUUGCGUAAUGCUGAGACGCUCAACUCCAAUGAUGAUGAUCCCAAUGCACCGCGAGGGAGGAAGAUUUGCUGUGGAAUGCCUCGGAAGAUAUUCAUCCUCAUCUGCAUCGCAAUCUUCAUCGUCGUCAUUCUCGCAGUUCUUCUCCCUGUAUUCCUUGUCGCCGUGCCCCGCGAGAGAGCGAACUCGCCCUGUGCUGAAAAAAACCCUUGUGAAAAUGGAGGCGUGAGUGUCUCAGGUGGUGCUGAAUGCUCAUGUGUUUGUUCGAAUGGUUAUACUGGCUCACAGUGCAAUAUUGCGGGUGAUGGUAGCUGCACCACCGCCCUGAUAUCCAACGGAUCAAAUGCGACGAUGGGCAGUGCACUUCCUUCUCUGUUUGAAGAAUCCAAGAAGAAAUUCGAUAUCACCCUCGACCAAGUUACAAUCAUGGCUCUCUUCAGCAUGAAUGACGUCUCCUGCAAGACCGAAAACGCGCUUGUGGCUUUCAGUGACGUUACAAGUGAUAACACAAGCGAGACCCGCCGAUCUGUAGAGUUGAUAGCUGACUCAACCCCAUCUGUCUCAAAAAACGACCCAACAUCUACCCUAGCUGUCCGUUCGGAGGCCACUAUGAAUGGUAUCCUAUACGAUGACUCAGCUUCGGAGCCAAGCAAGUCGGCCACGGCCAUAUUGACACCUACUCAAAUCGAGUCAGCAACGAGCGCCUCCACCACCAAGAUCAGCUUUCAAUCUACCUCCGACGAUGCAAAGGCGUCCACAUCCACUGCAACCACCGUUCCCGGGGACGUUGUUGGGUUUUCUCGGGUUGCAGUGUUGUAUAUUCUACAGAAGACAGGCUCGCUUGACUCGGCUUUGUCCUCAGGGGAGGACAUUCAAGCAUACCUAGUCGAUUCCUAUGCGAAUUCGACUCAUCCGUCGAUGAGUGUGGGGGCCUUUACUGUGGAUUUUGAGAAAUUGACCAUCACACUUCCCAAUAGCACGGUGAAGGCUGAGUGA